AACAGCUGUAGCAAAAGCAGCAAACGUUUUGUUUACAACGACAACGAGGAUCGAAAUUUUAGAAAAAGUCUGUAAACAAGUUUAAAUUAAGUGGUAAACAUGUCGCUGGCUGAUGAAUUACUUGCUGAUCUCGAGGAGGACAACGACAAUGAUGCCGACGAUGCCGAAAUGGCCGAUGCCGACGAGGCGGAGCAGGCCACACUCACCCAAGAGCUCGCCGAGAAACUGCUGAAGCCGACACCAAACCUCAUGGAAGUGGAUGUGACGGUUCAAUCGGUACGAGAGCUGUGCAAACUUCGGGACUCAGAUCGCUUGCAGAAUACACUUAAGCAAAUCGAGCACUAUGCGAGCCGUCAACGCACCGCUGCCGAAAUGUUGGGCAGCGUGGAAUCCGAUCCGGAAUAUUGUCUGAUUGUGGAUGCAAAUGCCAUUGCUGUGGAUGUGGACAACGAGAUAUCCAUCAUACACAAGUUUACCAAAGAAAAGUAUCAGAAACGUUUUCCCGAACUCGAUUCGCUAAUUGUCGGCGAGAUUGAGUAUUUGUUGGCUGUCAAGGAGCUGGGCAAUGAUUUGGAUCAGGUGAAGAACAACGAGAAGCUGCAGGCAAUCUUGACGCAGGCUACCAUCAUGAUAGUCUCGGUGACUGCAUCCACCACACAGGGCACAAUGUUGACGCCCGCCGAGAAGGCAAAGAUCGAUGAGGCUUGCGAAAUGGCCAUCGAGCUGAAUAACUUCAAGUCGAAGAUCUACGAGUAUGUGGAGAGUCGCAUGACCUUCAUAGCACCCAACUUAUCUAUGAUUGUGGGCGCAUCCACAGCUGCCAAGCUGCUGGGUAUUGCUGGCGGCCUCACAAAGCUCUCAAAGAUGCCUGCCUGCAAUGUGCAGGUGCUGGGCUCCCAGAAGAAGACGCUCUCGGGCUUCUCACAGACUCAAAUGUUGCCGCACACCGGCUAUGUCUACUACUCACAGAUUGUGCAGGACACGGCACCCGAUUUGCGUCGCAAGGCAGCUCGCUUGGUGGCAGCCAAAUCUGUGUUGGCUGCCCGCGUUGAUGCGUGCCAUGAGAGCGUGCAUGGCGAGAUUGGACUCAAGUUCAAGGAGGACAUUGAGAAGAAGCUAGACAAGCUGCAAGAACCGCCACCGGUGAAGUUCAUUAAGCCGCUGCCCAAGCCCAUUGAGGGCAGCAAGAAGAAACGCGGUGGAAAGCGUGUGCGAAAGAUGAAGGAGCGCUAUGCAUUGACCGAGUUCCGCAAGCAGGCAAACCGCAUGAACUUUGGCGAUAUCGAAGAAGAUGCCUACCAGGGAGAUUUGGGUUACUCUCGAGGCACAAUUGGCAAAACGGGCACUGGACGCAUUCGUCUGCCGCAGCUGGAUGAGAAGACUAAGGUGCGCAUCAGCAAAACACUGCAGAAGAAUCUACAGAAGCAACAAGUCUACGGCGGCAACACAACAGUCAAACGUCAAAUCUCUGGUACAGCUUCCAGCGUGGCUUUUACUCCACUCCAGGGUCUGGAAAUUGUCAAUCCCCAAGCAGCGGAACGUUCGCAUACCGAAGCCAAGUAUUUCUCAAAUACCUCUGGCUUUUUAUCGGUGGGCAAACGAACCACUUAAGACUACUGCGAAUUACGAAUUCCGUUUUUCUUAUAAAUAUAAGCACUUUAUUUAGAGAUUUGUCGGGGCAUUGAGAAAAAUUCGAUGCGCUUGUGGAAUGAGUUUAUGGGCUAAUAAAGCUGCAGAGAUUCCUGAAAUUA
Messenger RNA from Drosophila albomicans, 1751 nucleotides. RefSeq names its product U4/U6 small nuclear ribonucleoprotein Prp31 (gene Prp31). The record is from RefSeq and is a predicted model, not a curated record. The transcript has 3 exons. Lineage: Eukaryota; Metazoa; Arthropoda; Insecta; Diptera; Drosophilidae. The coding region runs from base 100 to 1611 and encodes 503 amino acids. Gene Ontology annotation, cellular component: U4/U6 x U5 tri-snRNP complex; U4 snRNP; precatalytic spliceosome. Gene Ontology annotation, biological process: spliceosomal tri-snRNP complex assembly; mRNA splicing, via spliceosome.